Molecule: messenger RNA, 1284 nt
Organism: Entrophospora candida
Lineage: Eukaryota; Fungi; Glomeromycota; Glomeromycetes; Entrophosporales; Entrophosporaceae
Source: the annotation of a GenBank genome assembly
AUGUCUACCGUAUUAUUUACCAAAAUCUAUAAUUUCCUAACAACUGCUGAAGAAGGAGAUAUAACAGCGGGUUCCGUUAUUUAUUUAGCAAUGAAAGAGAAUCCGUGGGCGAGCGAAGGUGAAUUAAGAAGUCUUAUAGAACAAGCUGUAGCAUCCGCUAAUAUUAAUUAUAACAGAGCUUCCUCACGUUAUGUGACUCUACUUGAAAUUAUCUCAGAAUUUAAAGUCUCUUACAAAAUCGUUCAUAGUUUGAAAAAUAUCGGAGCAGUAACAAUAGAUGAGGAAAUCCUUAAUUCAGAAGAAAUCUCGGAAAAUAUAAUUAAGUUGAAGAGAAAAUUGAAAAAAGACACAUCGGCGCUAUCUUUGGAAUUGUAUAGGAGAAUUGGGGAGGUCACAGUUUCAGAACUUCCUUGGAAUGACCCUCUGGCAAAUCAAAUUAUUAGUGAUGAUUCAGAUAUUAUACGUCUCUUGCCAGAUGAAUUGCGAAAUAUAUUUAUGGAACCGCUUCAGCGUAUGACGCCCUCCCUUCCAUCAAUAGUGCAGAGGAAAUGUAAUGAAUUUGUGCAAAAUUUUACCGAUGAUAUUGGAUUCAGAUUACCACAAAAGCUUUUACACGAUGGGAUGUGGAAGGAAACAAAUGAAGAACUUGCCAACGUUGCUGAAAGGAUUCUAGAUACAUUGCACGAUGCUUGGAUAAACCCUGCAUUUAGGUCCAAUUUUGUAGAAAAAUUAAAUGAAGGUACUUAUGUUACUAAUAUAAUCUUGCCUGCAAUUCGUGCCUCGUUAAAAGGUCUUCCUUUAUGGAGAUCUUCAUUUCUUAGCAAUUUUGAACGACAGAGUAGUGCCAGUGCAGAUAGGAGAGGGGGUGGCCGAUCAGGAAAGCGACCCGAUAUUAUGUUCGUAAUAAGACAUAGGGAUAAAGACUAUGAAUUGGUCUACACUGAAUGCUCACGUUUAUCGUGUACAGCGCAAAAAGAAAGUGAUGAUGGGGUAAAACUAUGGAGAGAGGCAAACGAUGGCAUGUUUUGGGUCCGCAAAACUUGUAAACCUAUCAAGAAUGAAUUUGGAAUAAUUGGAGUACAAAUAGCGGGAAGAAAAAUAUAUUUAAAUGUUCUUAUUAGGGAUUUACAUGAUGUGCAUCGCUAUUACCAUCUCCAUGAAGCAGAAAUACCAGUCCAACAUUCGACUUCAUCUAUGGUAGCAAACUUUGUGGAAUCUUUAUUAAUUUUAUGGAAUAUUCUGUUAGUUAAUAUUAACGCGGAAAAGAAACUCAAUGCAUUAUGA